This is a messenger RNA of Punica granatum (pomegranate), 854 nucleotides long. The record is from RefSeq and is a predicted model, not a curated record. Lineage: Eukaryota; Viridiplantae; Streptophyta; Magnoliopsida; Myrtales; Lythraceae.
AGUUCCUAAGCCUUACUUUUCAGUAAUUUGAAGAAAAUGGGAUCCUCAGAGAUAACUUCUAGGUCUCUUCGAGCCCAAGCCAUCCUCGUGGUGGUUAUGGUGGCGCUAGUUGGGUUCUCGGACUCGGACCUGGCUCAGGAGAGGGCCGAGUGCACGGAGCAGUUGGUCAGCCUCGCGCCGUGCCUCCCUUAUGUGGGCGGGGACGCCAAGGCCCCAACCCCGGACUGCUGCUCUGGGCUAGGGCAAGUCCUGCAGAAGAGCUUCAGGUGCCUCUGCGUCCUGGUGAAGGACCGGGACGAGCCCAGCCUGGGGCUCAAGAUCAACACCACCCUUGCCCUUGGCCUCCCCUCCUCCUGUCACGCCCCAGUCAAUAUCUCUCAGUGCAUCGAGCUUCUUCGGCUAAAUCCAAGCUCCCCCGAAGCGAAGAUGUUUUCCGGAUAUGAGAGUAGCCUAGAGAAGGGAAAUAGCACGCAAGUACCUGCUGCUAACGGAAAUCCGAGUCGAACACAACAGACUGGAGCCAAUACAACGAGCGACGGCUCGAUAAAGAAGCCAGUACCUGCUCUGAAGGCCGUUCUAGGAGUUGCUGUAUGGAAAAUCAUUGGCAGCUCGAAGAUUGGCCUUAAGUAGAACUCUUUGUUUCCUUUUCUACUUUUUGAUCAUGAUGUAGUCCUCUAUAUGGUAGUUAGUUUGGUAUGAAUAUGUUGGAAAGGAGAAGGAAUAUGAUAUUAUGGCAUUACAAUUGUGUAUGUUGUUGUACUCCAUUUCCUUAUACAAUUAUUGUACACCAAACAAUAUUGAGCAGGAAUCGUCUUUCAUAUUAAUUGUUGUGGAAAAAAAAUCCUUUUUUUUUU